Molecule: messenger RNA, 1593 nt
Organism: Ilex paraguariensis (yerba mate)
Lineage: Eukaryota; Viridiplantae; Streptophyta; Magnoliopsida; Aquifoliales; Aquifoliaceae
Source: the annotation of a GenBank genome assembly
CGCACAGUAGGGGAAACAGUAGAAGCGAAUAAAUAUCCCACCACUAAAUUCCUUUCUCUUCGCAGAAGGGAGAGAAAAUGGAGUCACAAGCAACCGCAGGAGAAGACCAAGAAGACACCAACAACCCAAACACCACCCUAAUCGACACCUUCUGCGAAAUCACCUCCUCUUCCAAAUCCGAAGCCCAAUUCUUCCUCGAAAGCCACAACUUCGACCUCGACUCCGCCGUCUCCACCUACCUUGAAACCUCCCUCUCCACCAUCGAUAAUCACCCUCUCUCCACCAUCACCGCCCACCAACAACAACCUCUCUCUCCGUCACAGUCUCAGUCUCCAUCUCAUUCUUACUCUUCCUCUCAGUCUCCUUCUCGGUCCCGAUCUCCUUCUCCGCCGCCUACGAUUCGGUCGGCGGCGGGUACUCCGUACAAUCUGAGGUCUAGGCAGGGGAUGGAUGGUUCGAAGAAGAAGGCGUCUGGGAGUAGGGCUGGUGGGAUAAGGACGUUGUCGGAUCUGAAUCGGAGGGAGAGGGAUGAGUCUGGUAGUGACGAUGAUGAGCCUCAGGAGUACUACACUGGUGGUGAGAAGAGUGGAAUGCUUGUCCAAGAUCCAUCCAAAGGUAAUGAUGUGGAGGCUAUUUUUAAUCAAGCUGUAAAGUCAGGAGCUGUAGAAGGACCAGCUGAUCACCUCCGGCCGUCUUCAAGCUCAAGAACUUUCACUGGACCAGCGAGACUUCUUUCUGGAGAAACAGUGCCCUCUGCUCCACAGCGACCUGAAGCUGUUACUCACGACAUCAUUUUCUGGAGCAAUGGAUUCACAAUAGAUAAUGGUCCUUUGAGGAGUUUGGGGGAUCCUGAAAACGCAUCCUUCUUGGAGAGCAUCAGGAAGGGUGAGUGCCCAAAAGAAUUGGAGCCAGCUGAUAAAAGGACUGCUGUCAAUGUUAAUCUUAUGAGGAAGGAGGAAAACUGCCCUAUACCAGAGAAGCGCCAAGUUUCAUUUCAGGGUGUUGGAAGAACUUUAGGUAGCACACCAGUGGAGACAACUGCUGCUGCCACUGCUGCCCUCACCACUGCUCCUUCCCCAUCCAUGGGUCUAGUUGUGGAUCAAACACUACCUUCUACCUCGAUUCAGCUUAGGUUGGCAGAUGGUACACGCCUGGUUUCACGUUUCAACUAUCACCAUACGAUCAGAGAUAUCCGUGCCUUCAUUGAUGCGUCCAGCCCCGGUGGAGUAAGGACUUAUCAACUGCAGACAAUGGGGUUCCCCCCGAAACUGCUCUCUGAUCUGGACCAGACCAUAGAGCAAGCUGGCCUAGCCAAUUCAGUUGUUAUCCAGAAACUCUAGCAAGUCGUGUAAUUUGUUGUCCAUUUGUUUCAACUGAUACAUCACUGGUAUAUCAAAACUCACUGUGUGUGUUCCUUGAAUCGAUAAAUCUUUGUGUUUUUAAGAUGAUAGGUACAUUUUGCUGGGGGAAAUAUUCCUAUUUACAUGGAUUCAGGAUGAUUUUUGAUGUGCCUUCAGCGUGAAGGGUCCUUAAUUUACCGGCCAAAACGUACCAAUAUGAAUUCUAUUUGUUCAAUACGAUCUGUUAUAGUAG